AUGGGCAACCAAACAGUACCGAUGGAGUUCAUCCUUAAUGAUUUUUCAGUAAAUCCAGGACUUCAAAUUUUUACUUUUAUAUUGUUUCUGGUUAUCUAUCUUGCUGCAUCUGGAGGAAACAUAUUGAUCAUCUUGAUCAUAUUGCAUGCGCCUCAUCUUUGGACACCUAUGUACUUUUUUGUUGUAAAUCUUGGUAUUUUGGACAUGUGUUAUAUUUCAACUACUGUCCCUAAUUUCUUAAAAAACAGUUUAUCACAAAGGAAAACCAUCUCAUUCAUUGGAUGUGUGAUUCAGCUUUAUGUAUUUCUGAGUAUGGCUGCCACUGAGUCUACGCUUCUGGCAGUUAUGUCUUAUGACAGAUAUGUAGCAAUUUGCAAUCCAUUGCAUUACCAUAUUAUCAUGAACAGAAAAAACUGCCUGUAUCUUGCAGUCAGUGCUUGGUUUAAUGGGACUAUUUAUUCCAUUAUUCAUACUACCAACACUUUCAGGCUACAAUUCUGCCAAUCAAAUGUCAUAGACCAUUUCUUCUGUGACAUUACACCUCUACUGAAGAUUGCAUGUUCAAAUACCAAAUUAAAUGAAAUCAUGAUUUUUGGGGUUGGGGCUGUUAUGAUUUUGCCUUGUUUUCCAUUAAUUAUUACCUCUUAUAUUUACAUUAUAAAGACUGUUUUACGAAUCCCUUCAGCUAAGGGGCGUAGUAAGACUUUUUCCACCUGUGUUUCCCAUUUAACUACAGUUGGCCUGUUUUACCUUACUGGAAUUUCUGUGUACUUACAUCCAGUGUCAACAUCAACUGCAGUAAACCAAGACAAGAUCAGUGCAGUAUUUUACACUAUGUUAGUGCCAAUGGUUAAUCCUAUUAUAUAUAGUUUGAGGAACAAGGAGUUAAAAGAAGCCAUAUUGAAAAGAGUGUUCAUAAAGUUAAUUUUAUGA
Molecule: messenger RNA, 933 nt
Organism: Bombina bombina (fire-bellied toad)
Lineage: Eukaryota; Metazoa; Chordata; Amphibia; Anura; Bombinatoridae
Product: olfactory receptor-like protein OLF1
Exons: 1
Coding region: 1-933 (310 amino acids)
Biological process (GO): G protein-coupled receptor signaling pathway
Cellular component (GO): membrane
Molecular function (GO): olfactory receptor activity; G protein-coupled receptor activity
Source: RefSeq, a predicted model, not a curated record